Molecule: messenger RNA, 603 nt
Organism: Phymastichus coffea
Lineage: Eukaryota; Metazoa; Arthropoda; Insecta; Hymenoptera; Eulophidae
Exons: 5
Coding region: 34-498 (154 amino acids)
Molecular function (GO): odorant binding
Source: RefSeq, a predicted model, not a curated record
GUCCGGGUGAACAAUAAAGGCUGCAGCUGCAUAAUGGUACACGCAGUUCCAUUUUCACUGUUGGUUAGUGAGUAUACGAGAGUAGGAGUGUUGCUAUUGCAGAUCAUCAUGAAACCUAUUAUGGUCUUUUUCGUUCUAUGCUGCUAUUGCUGUUUGGCAGUUUAUGCUAGUAAUGUGACAAUGACAAAUGAUGAACGUGAUGAAAACAUACAGACAUGCCUAGCUACCACAAGAUUAAGCCAAGUUUCCUUCAAAAGUGGUGACGACACAUUAAAGUAUCUGACUGAAGAACAAAAAUCAUGUUUCUUGGCUUGUAUGUUCCUGAAAAUUGGUAUUAUACAAUACAACGGUACCGUCAGGUCAGUCACCGAGGAGACGGACAUAACCACUGCGAACGCAAUUGACAAAUGUCAAUCAUUAGCUGAAGAAAACCUCUGUAAAUUGGCAUGGUGUCUACACGAGAAGAAUAUGUUUGGUAUUCAUAUUAUCUUCGACUAAGCUCCCUGAUCUGUACAGCCCACAGUAAUAUUUAAUGAUAUUUAAUAAAUUAUAUAAGAAAAGUAUUAUUCAAAAUCUAUAGUGACAUGAUUUUUAUAAAGCAUU